Molecule: messenger RNA, 5682 nt
Organism: Oryzias melastigma (Indian medaka)
Lineage: Eukaryota; Metazoa; Chordata; Actinopteri; Beloniformes; Adrianichthyidae
Gene: prdm2b
Product: PR domain containing 2, with ZNF domain b
Exons: 8
Coding region: 433-5400 (1655 amino acids)
Cellular component (GO): nucleus
Molecular function (GO): histone methyltransferase activity; protein binding
Source: RefSeq, a predicted model, not a curated record
GAAGUUUGUGGAUAACUGCUGACUCGGCUGGUGCAAAAGUGAUAAAAGGGGAGAACCCCCCAAAUGUGAAUCCAGAGAAACAGUUUGUUUCCCUGAAGGAUGAAGGUGUGAGCAUCUUAGAGGAGGAUGCGCUGCAGGCCCGCAUGCUCCCGCACGGAUCUGGGCUGGGUCUCUUAAUUGGGAUGUUUGUGCGUCCGGCUGCGGUGAGGACGGAUCCGGCAGAGGAGUCACAGCCUGCGUGCCUCACGCAAACCCCUCCUCGGCUUGCGGGCUGAUCAGCGCGGGGGUCUGACAGACUGACUGCCUCUCCCAACAACUACACACCCCGAUCCGAGUUCCCCUCGACCCGAGCCUCCAUCCGCCAUUUUCAGCAGAUUGAAGGCAGGUCGAGCACAAAAAUCACAAGCCCCCGCUCAAAUCACGCAGUGAGGCAUGGCGGCGUCCGGGGCGGCGGUAGAGUCUCUGGAGGAAAUUCCAGCUCAUGUUUGGAAAGGUUUGCCCGUCUGUCUGAACCUGGGACCUUCUGCUAUAAAUCAAAAUCGAAUCGGUGUCUGGGCCACACAAGUUAUUCCUAAGGGGAAACGCUUUGGCCCUUUUGUUGGAGAGAAGAAAAAGAGGUCCCAGGUCACCAGCAAUGUUUACAUGUGGGAGGUUUAUUUCCCGUCUCGAGGAUGGAUGUGCAUCGAUGCCACAGAUCCCAUGAAGGGGAACUGGCUACGGUACGUGAACUGGGCUCGCUCCAGUAAAGAGCAGAACCUGUUUCCACUAGAGAUCAACAGAGCCAUUUACUACAAAGUUCUAAAGCCUAUCGGGCCGGGAGAGGAGCUGCUGGUGUGGUACACGGUGGAAGACAACCCUGAGAUAACAGCUGCUCUGGAGGAAGAAAGAGCCAACUGUCUGAACAGGAAAAACUCGCACAGGGCGAAGCAAGCCAGAAGAAAACUUCUGGAAAAAGCCAGACAAGCUGGUUCAGGUGGAUUAAAAAAAACAAGUGGAACCGAACCCAUUGUUGAGGAGAUGUGGGAGGGAGGAGAAGGUGUGAAGGAGGAUGAGAGGACAUCAGACACCUCUCAGGGGACAGAAGUUCACCCUCUGGAGAGCACUAACAGUAUAGGUGUGCUGAAUGCAUCUGAAGCACUAACAGAGCCUGGAACCUGGGAGGAAGAAGAUGAGGAGGAGGAGGAUGAAGACGAGGAGGAGGAAGAUGGUGACGACAGCCAUGAAGCGGCGCACCAAACUUCUCAACAGUUAAAUGCAGCUGAAAGCAAACAGUCCGGCACAUCACCAGCGUGUGAUGGAGAAAGCCUCGCCGUUUCCCAGGUGAAGUUGAAAAGCUCCUCGGUUGCUGGAAACGAUCCGGAUUUCGAGCCCGACGGCGAGCUUGAGAGCGACGCGCACGGAGAGUCGUACCCCUGUCUUCACUGCGAGCGCCGCUUCUCUACCAGGCAGGGCCUCGAGCGUCACGCGCACAUUCACGGCAUCAGUUACCAGCAAGUCUUCAAGUGCCAAUACUGCAAUAAAUCCUUUGGUUCACAAGUGGGCCGACGGCGGCACGAGAGAAGGCACGAAGGCGGCUCUAAGAAAAGGCCGGGUUCUCUGGGCGGAGCUCCUUCCAGCUUAAUCAGUCCUGUCGUUCAAACCGACUCCAGUCCUGACUGCACAAGCCCGGCUACCCACUAUAUCGCUAUCGGGUUUUCGGGGGGAAACGUGCAGAACCCUGAGAUACAGAGAAAGGAGUUGGGACCCAGCAUCGAACGACCUUUGACCUUAGAGGAAAACGGCGAGUCAAAAGAGCUGCAUCCAUGCAAGUAUUGUAAUAAAGCCUUUGGCACGCACACCAACAUGCGCAGGCACCAACGCCGGAUCCACGAGCGCCACUUGUUACCCAAAGGGGUUCGCAGGAAAGGCAUGCUCUUUCAAGAGGCGUCCAUGCAGCCGCGGCCCGGCGAGUCUCCCAGCACCAGCCCUCCUCCCGUCUACGUGCCCAGCGCAGAUACGGAGGACGAGGCGGACAGGGACGACUACGCCGUCGACAUCUCCAAAAACAUAUCAGAGAAUCUGAGCUUCUACAUCGACGGUAAAAUCGUCUCCACGGGUGCAGUGAGCAACUGCGAGGUGAUAGAGGUGGACUCGCGCUCCGCUGCUCUGUUAGGCUUGGAUACGGUCAUUAUCAGCCCAAACCAGUUCAGUCAAGCGCUGAAGGUGGAGGCCAGAACGAGUUCUGCAAAACAGAUCUCCAGCAGUGGUCAGCCCGCAGCGAAAAGAAGAACAUCCACACCUCCUCUGGUUACUGGACUGAAAGUGGAGACGGAAACGACGCCAUCCUCCUCAUCUACAACCUCUUCCUCUAAGUUGCUAGUGGGGGGAAUAUUCCAGCAAAGCACAGAUUCAGCAGCUUUUCAACGAGAGAAAACCGUUUACCUUUCACCUAAACUAAAACAGCUGCUUCAGACGCAAGACUUCCAAAAAUCCACCAUCGCCCUCAUCACCGACAGCCACAGGCUGACCUCGCCGCUGGCGGUCUCUCCUCUGCAGGGGGCUUCAGGGAAAUUUAAACGGAGAACCACGUCUCCUCCGUCAUCUCCACAACUCAGUCCUGCUGGUAAAACCGAAAGCUGCAAAGGGGAUGCACUGAGCGCACACACACCCCUCAAGGUGCCAAAGUUAGAAAGUCACAGCGUGCCCCCGCCCGAGGAACUCCAGGAUAAAGACGAAGACGCACUGAGCCCCUCUGGAAAUGUGACACAGUCUUCCUCAGGCAGCGGAGGGAACUCCUGCAACCAGCAGCCCUUAGAUCUGUCCAAUUCUGUCAGCAGGCAAACUGAUAGUGUAAACAAGGUGCUCGGAGAUUCAGCUCUGGAUUUAAGUUUACAUUGUAAGAGUGUUGCUGAACCUGAAAUAAAGGGAAACGCGACACCUCAGUCGGUGACAAAGAAGAGGAAGCCCAACACCAGCAUGUUGGAAAAGGUGUUAAUGAACGAGUACGCCAGUCUGACUCUGCCCGCGGAGGAGGGCCCCUUCGCUCUGGCAGGCCUGAGUCGGAUCAGUUCUUCUUCUCCAAACGUUACAUCGGACUCCGCCCACCCAUCUCCGCCGUCUUUAACCCCCGUUACCAUCAACCCAUCGUCUCCGGGCGCCAGCAGCGCUACAUCUCCGACGCCGCCUCCUCCUGUUCUACCCACCAUCCCGUCUCCACCGGCGAUGCCGAGCUCGCCGCUGUCCCAGCCGUCUGACUCACCUGCACACAGACCUCUACCUGUCCUCUCCCCGAAAAUAUCUCCACGAGUCGAUGAACAAAAACUCCAGUCGGAGAAUUUCCUAAAUCACAAAGAUAAGGAGGAAGAUGAGAACCGAAUCUCUGAUUUAAUAGACUCUUUAAGCAGUUCGCUGGAAGCCCCGCCUCAUCCUUCUCCUGGGUCUACAGCUGAGGAUCUGUCCUCUCCAGAGAAGGAUCCUCCUCUUACUAAGCUAAACGGCAGCGCUGCAGACACAGAGGCGUCUUUGAAAUCAGACUCGGCUCCUCCAACUCCUCCUGUAGCACAGGAGUCUCCGUUAUCCUCCGAUCCUCAGUCGCUCUGUCUGAUCAAGGUAAAAGAGGAGCCCUGUGAAGACGACUCUCCUGUUAAGAACGAAGGUGUAGAUCCAGCUCCACCGCCUCACCCCGCUAAACCCUCAGAGGCAGAGGAAAUCAACUCCGUGUACUGCAAAAGUUUCGUGUGCAACGUCUGCGAGGAGCCGUUUAAUUCCAUCAAAGAGCUGAGCGCUCACAUCACGGAGCACGCCGCCGACUGGCCCUUUAAGUGUGAAUUCUGCGUGCAGCUGUUCGAGGACGCUCCCGCGCUGCUCACUCACCGCACCACGCUACACGGCGUGGGCCAGAUCUUCGUUUGCUCCGCCUGUUCCAAAGAGUUCGCCUUCCUCUGUAACCUCCAGCAGCACCAGCAGGACCUGCAUCCGAACGAGGCGUGCUCGCACACCACCGUGGAGAGCGGGAAACUCCGCCCUCACAAUUACACUGACCCAUCCAGAGCCAAAGAGGAGAGCAGUCCUCCCACGCCGGCGCAAGAGACGACGGAAGAUGCCCCGCAAACCGACUCGGAUUUACCGCAGCAAGAGCCGGACGUAAACGGAGAUCACGGCGAGGACCCCAACGAGGAGCUGUACACUACAAUAAAGAUAAUGGCGUCUGAAGGAGGGAAGCCGAAAGGUCCGGACGUUCGCCUCGGCAUUAACCAACACUACCCCAGCUAUAAGCCGCCGCCUUUUCCCUAUCACAGCCGCUCCCAUGCCGGUUCGGUGGCCUCCGCUACAAACUUCACUACUCACAACAUACCGCAGACCUUCAGCACCGCCAUCCGCUGCACCAAAUGCGGCUGCAGCUUCGACAACAUGCCCGAACUGCACAAGCACAUCCUCGCCUGCGCCAACGCCAGCGACAAGAAGCGCUACACUCCCAAGAAAAAUCCCAUUCCCCUCAAGGAGAUAGUAAAGAGUCCGAAUGGAGUGGCGCCCCCCGCUGUGGUGGUGGGGCAGGGGGCAUUUCGCAGGAUGGGUCAGCCAAAGAGACUUAACUUUAAUCAGGACGCGGUCAAGACGAAAAUGAACGCUCUCAGUAAGAAGAGAAACCAGCUGGUGCAGAAAGCCAUCUCCCAGAAGAAUAAAACCGCCGCCGCCACAGCCGCAAAGAAGAGCAUCGUCAAAACGGAGGCGGAGCUCGCCUCCAGCGUGUGCCCCCACUGCAGCCGAGAGUUCACCUACACUGCAAGUCUUACCAAGCACAUGGCGGUCAGCUGUCCCAUGAAGCCUGCUGCUGCUGCUGCUGCUCCUGCUGCUGCUAAAAAAGGCAGGAAGGGUCUGGCGGAGGUGAAAAAGGAGGUCAUUUCUGCGCCGGAUAAAAACACCAGCAAGAAAAAGCCUCCAGACUCCGAGGCUCAAGCGGAGGUCGAAACCAAGCCUGUGGUCAAAGCCAGGACCCGCAGCGCCGGCGUAGCCAACACCGAAUCCUUUCAGGGGAGCAAAAGGAAAGCCACGGCUGGGGCGGGCCGACUAAAGAGGACGGCUUUGUCCCCGGUGCCGGUGUCUCUUAACAAGAGGAACAAGAAAAGUUUAACUAAAACACUACCUCCCACCAUUCCAGCCCUAGACGCUCCCGCUGACGGGGCGCCACGGCCGGCCGUCAGAACGCCACGGCCGGCAGUGGGGAAAGAGCCAGGAGCCAAGAAAUUAGCAGAGACUACGCAACAGCUCAAGAAGGAGGAGAGGUUUUCCUUACGGAUGAGGGAGCGAAUGGGAGGUCCAGUCACCAGGAGUUCACAGAUGGCUCUUCCGCCAGCAGAGGUGAAGAGUGAGGAGACAUCGCUACAGGAGCCAAAAGACUCUCAGGACGUGUUGAUGAAGUAAAGCCAUGGUGACAGUGUUGAGCUAUUCCUGGAGUACAGUGUUCACCUACCAGACAAAACCUCUGGACUCACCAAAGCACUGAGGAUGACCUUUUGUAGUGAUUUUGUUGUUUUUUUGUUUUUUGUUUUUUUUAAAAGCUUCUCCCAACCCAAAUAAGUCUGCCUAUCUGAACUGCCUUUGCUGGACUCCUGGACUCCUUCUUUCUAUCUUAUGAACCUAAACUGAGCCUCAACUUCUGCCAGACUUGCAAAAAAAAAAAAAAAAAAAAAAAGGAAAAGAGAA